Molecule: messenger RNA, 1635 nt
Organism: Syngnathus typhle (broad-nosed pipefish)
Lineage: Eukaryota; Metazoa; Chordata; Actinopteri; Syngnathiformes; Syngnathidae
Product: OX-2 membrane glycoprotein-like
Exons: 7
Coding region: 135-1025 (296 amino acids)
Molecular function (GO): cell-cell adhesion mediator activity
Source: RefSeq, a predicted model, not a curated record
UACCAAACAAGAGAGGCGAUUGGUUAGCAUUAGGCGCUAGCAUUGGGCGCUAGCAUCUCCCAAACAAACAAACACGUGUAAGCCUCUUAACUACAAAUAAAACAGCCCGACCUUCGCCCGCUGUCACGAAAUAGAUGAACGCGGGAGCAACGGGCAAGAUGCGGCAGCCGUUUUUACUCUUCCCUUUCCUGCUUCUAAGGGCUGCCACCAGCGUGCAGGUCACCGGUUUGGGGAAGAUAACCGUGGAAUACGGCAAGGAUGCUUCCUGCAAGUGCGAGCUGCACGACCAGAAAGGUGUGCAGCAGGUGACAUGGCAGAGGCGUCUGCGGGACAACCGCUUUGAGAAUGUGGCAUCUUACAGCGAGUACCACGGACAGCACAUCAACGAGCCUUACCGGGGCAAGGUGAUUCUCAGCGAGACGUCCCUCACCUCGGCGUCCCUCACCCUGAAGAACGCCACGUGGGCGGACGAAUGUUGUUACAUCUGCAUCUUCAACGUGUUCCCGGAGCCUUCCAAAAGGAAGCAGACCUGCCUGACCGUGCAAGGAAUCUCUGAGGUGAACGCAACGGUCGAUCAACCAGACAGCGGGCUCACCGACGGAACCACGACAGCCGUGUUCAGCUGCUCCGCCACCGGGAAACCGCCACCCUUCAUCCGCUGGGACUUCUCGCACAACGCCACCAUUUUAAACAAGACGGUGUCCACCACGGUGGGCAACGAGGACGGCACGUUCACCAGCACUCACAAUGUCACCUUGCUCGUGGUGGGGAGUUGGGACGGCCAUUCGGAUUGCGUGGUGCAAAGCAGCAGUCAAAAGAAGACGGUGAGGGUUCCUUUUUCUUGGGAUCCCACCAGCCUGGAGGAAGAAGACACAGCAGGUGGAGCACCACCCAAAACAGGAGUCAUUCUUACUGGGAUGGUUGUGCUGGCUGUGAUUGUUGCAAUUGGUGUGACGGUCCUCGUAGUCCUAGGAGUCUGCAUUAGAGGAAAACUAAAGCGGUUUAAGUUCAUUUCGGUCGUGUAGUUUUUGGUCGGCACUCCCAGACAGCUUGUGGCUUGGCGAUCAGCAGAAUGAACCAACUGAGCAGCCAAUUUCAACCCAGCGCCGCUUUAUGCAGCUUCACAAUGUUUCUGUUACAGCAAGUCAAUGUCUUGGGGCUUUGCUGCGAUUUCAUUAGCCUUUGACACCUACUUGAGUUUGUCAUUUAAUGAUAGCUUCAGUUCAUACCAUUGUAGAAGGAACAGUCCAGUCAUGCUCAAAAGUCACGUCCUAGUUGGGCUUUUCAGUUGAAAGAUUCUUAGCAAACUGAAGACAGAUUCUUGAAGUAAUUGUAUAUAGUACCUGACACAGACUUUCAGAUCCAAUGUUUAGAAAAAACAUUUGGCUCAUUUGCAAAUUUAAACUUGUCUGAAUUAUUUUUUUAUAAACGCUGGAUCUUAUUUAUAUUAUGGUUACGUUAUAAAUGAUAUACAUAUAUAUAUAGAUAUAUAUCAGUUUGAUUUUUAUGUUGACGCUGAUUUGAAAAUACAUGUAUAAUUAUGCAAGAUCAAUGCAAUGCCCUCUUCUGCUGCACUAAUAAAGAUGAAAUAUGUAGAUUUAUGUUUGAGUUCAAAUAAAACCUUCACGCACUCGA